Molecule: messenger RNA, 11983 nt
Organism: Dreissena polymorpha
Lineage: Eukaryota; Metazoa; Mollusca; Bivalvia; Myida; Dreissenidae
Product: signal transducer and activator of transcription 5A-like
Exons: 21
Coding region: 132-2552 (806 amino acids)
Biological process (GO): defense response; regulation of transcription by RNA polymerase II; regulation of cell population proliferation
Molecular function (GO): RNA polymerase II cis-regulatory region sequence-specific DNA binding; DNA-binding transcription factor activity, RNA polymerase II-specific
Source: RefSeq, a predicted model, not a curated record
CAAUGAACCCAACGUUAUCAAAAUGCUCUGAUACAAUUUCCUAGAAAAUGGGUCGUUUUCUUAUUAAGUGAAAAAACCCACCACAACUUCUAUUACAUGUUUGUGGCUAGAUUGUCUACUUUUACACAACAAUGGCCCUGUGGGCUCGCACACAGCAACUUCCCCCAGAGGCGUUGAAACAAGUACAGCAAGCCUACAGCAACUACAAUAACUUCUUCCCCAUAGAAGUGCGGCAUUUUUUUGCGCCUUGGAUUGAGGACCAGAACUGGAAUGCUAUUGACGUGAACUUGCGUGAACAUGAAGUGUUUGCUAAGCAGCUUCUGGAGAAUUUGGUGCAGUUGAUUGAUCAGAAGGCCAAUGUGACGGAGGACUUUCUGGGUCGUCUGCAGUUCCAAGAUUUUGCACAGAAAUUUCAGGAACAUUAUGGAGACCAACCUCUGAGGUUUGUGUAUGUGGUGAAGAUGUUCCUGGGCAAAGAGGAGGAGCUGCUGAAACUAGCCCCGGAUUCUGUUGCGGCCUCUGAAAUGUUCGUUCGGACUGAGGCUCAAGAGAAGUUGAAGAGAGACAUUAAACAACAAACUGAAAGAAUUGACCGAAGCACCCAGGAGGCCGAUACUGAGCUGAGGGACAUGCAUCUUCUUCAGGAAAAAUUUGUCAUUGACUAUCAGACCCACGCACAAAUGGCUGCGCGCCUGGCCCGCGUUCAGUGUGAUGGUCGGCCACCAGAAGAAGUUCAGCGUCUGCAGCAGACCAAAGAACAGAUGGACAGAAUGCUGCUACAGUCUGCCCAGACCAUACUGCAACAGAGGCUGGCUCUGGCAGAGAAGCACAAGAAGACACUGACAGAGAUAGAGCAGCUGCAGAAGAAGGUGGUGGACGAGGAGCUCAUAUCCUGGAAACGCAAGCAGCAGCUCUGCCUCAACGGGGCACCCUUCGACACCAGUCUCAUUGAUACACUCCAGGGAUGGUGUGAAUCCCUUGCGGACCUGAUCUGGCGCAACCGCCAGCAGAUCCUCAGGGUUGACUCCUUGCGACAACAGUUGCCCAUUGAGGUUCCUGAGGGAUAUUCGGACAUUCAGCCUGAACUGAAUCAGGCCGUCACAAGUCUGCUUUCCUCUCUUGUUACAAGUACGUUCAUAGUAGAGCAGCAACCCCCUCAGGUGUUAAAGACGAGUGCGCGAUUCUCAGCCACCGUGCGACUGUUGGUUGGAGGCAAACUUAACCUCAACAUGUUUCCCCCACGUGUCAAGGCAACAAUUAUCAGUGAGCAGCAAGCUAAGAUACUGCUGCAGAAUGUGGAACCUCCUAGGGGCCAAAAGUGUGGAGAGAUCCUUAACAACGAAGGGCAGAUGGACUUCCACAACGCCACAGGGCAACUCAGUGUGGUCUUCAGAAAUAUGACCCUGAAAAACAUCAAGAGGGCUGACAAACGCGGAGGAGAGGUACAUGCAAUUGCGGAGGAGAAGUUUUGUAUUCACUUCACAUCUGAGUUCAACGUGGGUGGUAAUGAGCUGAAGUUUCAGGUCUGGACGUUGUCGCUCCCAGUGAUUGUCACUGUCCAUGGCAACCAGGAGUGCCAGGCAACGGCAACCUUCAUCUGGGACAACCAGUUCUCAGAACCGGGACGUAUCCCAUUUCAAGUGCCUGACAGUGCCCCAUGGAUAGAAGUGGCCAAAAUGUUGUCUACAAAGUUCCACCAGAUGACAGGACGGGCUCUCACCGAGGACAAUCUACGAUACAUCGGAACCAAGUUGUUUGGUCAGACGGGAAACAUGCCCCCUGAUCCAACGAAGAUUCAGAUAAGAUGGCAUCAGUUUAACAGGGAGAACCUUCCUGGUCGCAAUUUCACAUUCUGGGAGUGGUUCUGGGCGGUGGCCAAGCUUGUCAAGGAGCAACUCAAGAGUCCAUGGAUGGAUGGGUUAAUCAUAGGCUUUAUGGACCGACAGGAGUCCAAUGAUAUGCUGCUAACAAAGCCGAAUGGCACAUUUUUGUUGCGGUUUUCUGACACCACUCUUGGCGGGAUAACAAUAGCCUGGGUUGCCAACAGCAACGAGAAUGUGGACAGACAGGUGUGGAACCUAGCCCCCUUCACCAUCAAGGACUUUGCUAUAAGGGGCCUCGCUGACCGUAUCAAGGACUUACCGGCUCUCGUCAACCUCUACCCAGACACCCCAAAGAAUGACGCCUUUGCAAAAUACUUCACCCCUGCCACAGGUCUGGAUCCAAACCAAGAACAGAGUGGCUAUGUGAAGUCUACCUUGGUACUUACAGUACUUGAUGGACAGAGCCUAGGUGCUCACGGAGGCGGGACUUCGUACUACGAUGUGCACACGCCCCUAGAUGGUGCAAAUCCACUUUCGCCAGGGUCUGACUGCUGGUCAAGUGCCAUGACCCCUCGACCUGAGAACGCAACGGCUUGCGGAGACACAAUGAUGGACGACGGAAGCAGGGACUUACCCGUGACUGUUGGCGACUUAGCCGACACAGAUUUCAACAACAUCAAGGACUGGCUGUUGUCUAUUGGCUCAAAGGCUCAACCUGACGUUAUGUAAAUUUAAAAUUGUGUGGUUGCCAGAAUGUUUUGAACAUUGUAUGGGAGACUACUGUAUCUUGUAUAGAAAUGUAAAGUAGAUACAGCAGUGGUGUGCGUGCAUGACCUGUAGCAGUAACAGCCAUGGAGACAUUUGGUUGUCCCUUGGUUUUGCACCAAUCAGCAAUAUGUUGCCUGGUUUGAAAAACAAUUUAACAAAUGAUGAAUUGUUGAAAACAAUACCUUCGUUGUUUGCUCUAUAUUAUAGGAUUAUUGCAGGUUCAAGAGAGAAAUUAUCUUGUACAGUUUAAAGUAUAAUUAAGUGUGAAAUCUUGAGUAAAUGUAUUUCAUAUUGAGAAACCCUCAACAUAUUUUAUUAUAAAAAUAUCAUAAUUUGAGGUCAGAGAUGUGUUUAUUAUCUGUGUUGUUGGUAUUGUAAGGUACUCAACAAUGUGUAGUUUUCUGUAUAUUUGGUAAUUUUGUUAUGUAGUGCUUUGUUUAUCUUCAGCAUUCCACUUUGUUCUUUCAUGUAUGCAUCUAGACUUCACAGCAUGUUUGAUUUGUUCAAAUAUAAUGCAAAUGACUUUGUACCCCAGAAUAGAUUGAAGUGAAAGGAUCAGCUGUCAGAGUUUUGUGAUCGGAUACUUUCAAAUCUUUGUUUGACUAUUAGGAGCUAUGGGAUCAGUCUUUUGCAUUGUUUUGUUUACGCAAUACACUACUCAAAAUUUGCUAAGGAUCGCUUUUUAUUUUCACAUUAUGUUCAAUUUUGUAUAACGUUCAUUUUAAAUUGUUGUUUUGCAAGUAUUGAUAUUAGAAUGUGUGUUUUUUAUUAUUAUUUUUUUCUGUAUUGAUUUAUCAUUGAUGCGUGACGCUGGCUGAAUCUAGCUAGGGGUGAACUUCAAUUUACACAUACUUUAAAAAGUGAUCCUUAGCAUAUUUUGAAUAGUAUAGUUUAAAUGGAUGUUCACAGUUGUAUGGAACAAAUUUUUAAGUUUUUGUUAAGUUAAGAUUUGUUGAUUGUUUCAAACUUCUCAUAUUAUUUUCUGCUUUUUUCUAACUUAUCAUGUUAUUGUCUGCUUCCCCGCAUGCAGUGUUGUAUAUAGUGUUUGUAAAUGUUCUGCUAUUUACCAGUGUAGUUAAGAUACCAUCUGUAUUGGUAUUUCAACCAUGAUAGUCAAAGUAUGCUCAAUAUACGUACAUGAACAACCUUCUGUAGUUUGUAGAAUUGUAUGGCACCAACAAGGAAUAAUGGUUUCAGAUCCCUUGUGCUUGUGUUCUCAAAGCUCCUUGCGGACAUCUUAGCUAAGUAGUUUUUCAAUAUCUUAUUACAUUUUUGGAGAGAAGUCCUAUAGCCCUACUUUCUUCUUACAAAAGGGUAAAAAUAAUCAUUUAACCAAUAUUUGUUAUGUUCAUAACAUGUUAAUCAAAACAUGCCUAAGCAUGUGAUUUCAAGAGACUUAAUGAGCUUUGAUGAGUUUACGGACCUUUGUGAAUACAGUCCCUGAUGAACACAAAAUAUGUUGGCAUGUUCACAGAAAUGAAACAUUAAAUGGUCAAUAAGAAGAUUCAGUGAAUAUUUUUUCAACAAGUUCAGUGAAUAUGUGAAGCAUUGUGGUUGCUUACUUUUUACUUCAAAAUAGACAUAUUCAACAUUUAAUUAUUAAUUAACAUAGAAUUAUGUUAAAUAAUAUACUAAAUUUCCAACAAGAUCAAACUCCAACAUUUACAAACUCUAGUGCUGAUUUUUUUUUUUUUAGGUAGAUUGACAAACCAGAAAACAAACUUAUUUCUGUUAUUCCCAUUGAACAAAGUAAGCCCAUCUUUAAAAAAAUGAGAUUUGUGAGAUCUUCAUAUUUUCCGCCAAAGAAAUUGUGUGAGCCUUUUUAUACUCAAUUGUAUAUAGGUCAUUAUUAGAAUAGCUAGGUACUUCGCAUAUUUUCAUAGUUGAUGACAACCGUGCCAUAGUUUUUUUAAUUACUGUUUACGGUGUAAAAAACACUAAAUAUGAUGUAACACAUUAAACAUCUCCCCGUUUAGUGUCUGAGUUAUAAAAUCUCAUCAUAGCAUUGUGAAAACAAAUGUUUGUUUUUAUGGAAUUUUGCUCACAAUGUUUGGUAUUUGUUAAGCUUAUUGACAAUCAAAAAGAUUUUGAUCUGUUGUUAACUGUAGAAAAAAUGUUUAAGGAGAUGUGAUUUAAGCCUAUUAUUUUAUUACUUGUCAAUAUGUAAUUUAUAAAAACUUGUUUGAUAGCAUUAUAAAAAUAGUCAUUAGCUAAUAAAAGACAGAAAAUAAAAUUAUAUAGAAGGGCAGUAAUUUAACACUUUUAUUUUAUUACUUGUCAGUGCGUCAUAUAUAAAACUUGUUACUGUGAGUUUGAUAGUAUAAUUGUUUUAUUCACUUGCUCAUACGACAGAAAAUUAUAUUAUAUAGAAGGAAAGUAAUUAAACGCUAUAAAUUUAUUCCUUGUCAAUGUGUCAUAUAUAAAACUUGUUACUGUGUUUGAUAGUAUAAUUGUUUUAUUCACUUGCUCAUAAAAGACAGAGAACUAUAUUUUGUAAAGGGAAUUUAUAUGACCUGUGAUAACUCAGGAGGUACAUAUUUCAAUAAAUAUUUUGAUUAAUUGUGAUAUAUAGAGCUUUGUUUUCUAUAACACCAUCUGCUAAGGUAUUAAAAUGAUAAAAUAUUAAAUGUCAAGAUUUUGCUGUAGAAAAUUUGGCUUUGGAAAAAAGUAAGUUACAAAUCAACGGUGAAGGUUUUCAAAUCUGAAUAGAAAGUGUAGUCUUUUAUUUUUGCACUGUCACAAACAGUGGAUAACUGUACAUUCUCUGUACUUCAUUUCUUUUAUCUAUACUCUGAAGACUUUCUCUUAAAGAGAAAACUACAGUUUGUAUCUUUUAAUUAUUGUUUAGCAUUUACAAUAUGUAAACGUGAGGAAAGAUUGAGGAUGUCUGUCAAAAACUUAAUUUUAUUAAAUAUAUUGUAGUUAUUGUUUAAGUACAAGUAUAAUAUAUUUGUUGGGAUUUGAACUUUGAUUGCUUGCUGUUUGUGUUUUGUGUGCCUUAUUUUAAUGAUGUUAUUGCUUUGUAUUUUAUGAGAUUUUAACAUUCAGAAUUCUAAUAACUAUAAUCAAUUUUCAAGAAGUUGCUUGUAUAUAAAUUCUUAGUGAUACAUUCUAAGAAAUUAAUGGCAUAUUAUCUGGUAACUAGUCCCUAUUACUUCUUUAAUGCAAUUUAAUGAGUGCUUUGAGUUAUGUUUUCUAACCUUGUAUAUACAAUUUUAGAUUGUUAUGGUUACUUUAUGUCACAUAUAUGAAUAUUGAUUAAUUUUAUUAUAUUGUUACAGUGUUGGUGUCAAAUUUAUAGUAUACUGUCUUAGAUUUGUUCAAGUACCUCUAUUGUGUUAAAAUGUUUUCAAAAUUUUACAAAAAGGUUACAUGUUAAGUAAGUUUCAAUAUUGUGUUAUAGUUUUGAUGUUGUAAGUUCUAAAAAGUUUAGCUUUAACUUGAACUUUAUUUGGUUGAUUUUUUUUAAGGUUUAAGCUGUCAGAGUUGUUUUAUCAUAUAAAUAUUUUUAAGAUAGAAAACAUUUGUUUCAUAAUAUUACCCUGUUCCUCCAAACAUUCAUGUGUGAUUCUGGUGUGAUAUUGAUUUUGGCAUUUUCACUCGCCAGCACCCAUUUGACUUACUUAGAUCUGUUCUGUUCACAGUCGUCGCCUAACUCAAUAAUUAUGAUAUUGGUAGAUCAGUUGUUAGAGUGCAGGGAUGUCAAAGAACAUUUUGUGAGUUUAAACCCCAGUCCAGUCACAUGACUUGUAUGGGAACCCCAGUCCAGUCACAUGACUUGUAUGGGAACCCCAGUCCAGUCACAUGACUUGUAUGGGAACUCCAGUCCAGUCACACGACUUGUAUGGGAACCCCAGUCCAGUCACAUGACUUGUAUGGGAACCCCAGUCCAGUCACAUGACUUGUAUGGGAACUCCAGUCCAGUCACAUGACUUGUAUGGGAACCCCAGUCCAGUCACAUGACUUGUAUGGGAACCCCAGUCCAGUCACAUGAUUUGUAUUUGGAAUCCAGUCCAGUCACAUGACUUGUAUUGGAACCCCAGUCCAGUCACAUGACUUGUAUUGGAACCCCAGUCCAGUCACAUGACUUGUAUUGGAACCCCAGUACAGUCACAUGACUUGUAUGGGAAUCCCAGUCCAGUCACAUGACUUGUUUGGACCCCAGUUCAGUCAUAUAGGAUUUUUUAGCUCAUCUAUUUUUUGAAAGAAAAAAAAAUGAGCUAUUGUCAUCACCUUGGCGUCGGCGUUGGUGUCCGGUUAAGUUUUGCGUUUAGGUCCACUUUUCUCAGAAAGUAUCAAUGCUAUUGCAUUCAAACUUGGUUCACUUACUUAUGAUACUAUCAUGAGGGGACUGGGCAGGCAAAGUUAGAUAACUCUGGUGUGCAUUUUGACAGAAUUAUUUGCCCUUUUUAUACUUAGAAAAUUUAAAAUUUGGUUAAGUUUUGUGUUUUGGUCCACUUUACCCCUAAAGUAUCAUAGAUAUUGCUUUCAUUCUUGGAACACUCGCAAACUAUCAUAAGGGUACAGUAAAAGGACAAGUUGCAUAACUCUGGUUGUCAUUUUUACGGAAUUAUGGCCUUUUUUGACUUAGUAACUUUGAAUAUAUGGUUAAAUUUUGUGUUUCGAUCCACUUUACUUCUAAAGUAUCAAGACUAUUGCUUUCAGACUUCAAAUACUUUCAUGCUAUCAUGAGGUUACUGUACCUGGCAAGUUGAAUUUGACCUUGACCUUUGAAUGACCUUGACUCUCAAGGUCAAAUUAUAAAAUUUUGCUAAAAUUGCCAUAACUUCUUUAUUUAUGAUUAGAUUUGAUUGAUACUUUGACAAAACUACUCUUACCCGACAUACCACAAUAGACUCCACCCAAACCAUCCCCCGCCCUAAAUUUUUUUUUUUUAAGAUCAUCUCACAAAUGACCACCACACCCUCACACUAUACCCCCCACCCCCCCCCCCCAAUUUUUUUUUGAAACGGUAAAAAAACACAAAUAUUUAUUUUUAUUAUCUUAUUUUUGAAAUACCGUCCAACCAUUGCACCCAAGAAUCCCCUCCCCCCCGACCCCCCGAAUUUUUUUUUUUGCAUUUUUUUUCCGCAUUUUUGGAAGAUAAUGUAAUAAAUGUCCACACCCCCACACUAUGCACCCCUCUUCACUCCACCCCUCCCUCCUUUGUGAUUGAAAUUGAGAGUCCCUUCAUCUUUAAAAAGAAAAUAGAUGAGCGGUCUGCACCCGCAAGGCGGUGCUCUUGUUAUAACAUGCUUUCUACCGCCUUUAAUCCUCCUACCUCUGUACUACUAAGUAUGUGCACAGAGCUUAGAUCAGCUAAGCUAGCACAGGAAAGAAGUUUCAGCAUCUUCACUGAUUUCCAUCAAGUGCCUGUUAUUGUGUUGAAGUCAGUGCAGACUAUACACCCAUGUUAUUCAAUUUCACGUUCACUUAAUUUAAACAAUGUUUCAUAUCAGUUUGGCAGCACCAAUAACAUGUUUAGCAUUUGUAUUUGUAUAAACAGUUUUUUGUUACUGGAAAUAUAUUGAUGAAAUUGUAUAACCUGAUUAAUUCAAGGCAUUUGUUAAUGUAGAUUGAAUUAGGUUAACCAGUAUGUUUAAAGUCAGAUAAUGUAAAUGAGAUUAAAUCUUAACAUUGUAUUGCCAUCACAAGUUGGUUGGUGCAUGACAGAUGGUUGAUGUAUUGCUUUUGGAUAGCAUGCUGUCUUGAGUGAAUGGUUGAGAACACCACAAUUCUGUAGAUAAACAACAAUUUUCAUGACAAUUCAUUUCCUUUCUUAUAAUCCAGAUUUACUGUUAACAUUAACCAUGAAUGACUGAAGGCCCAGUUAAGUUGUAAUGCCUGGUUAUGAAAGAGUGAAGUAUAACUUUUUCCCUAUAGGACAAGGUUGCAAAUUACCUUUACCUUUUUUAUUUUAGGUUGUAAUGAGUAAAGUAUUAUUAUGUUUUAAGAAAUGUUUUUGAUCCUAUUCUUUGAAAUUGACAGAAAAUUAAGUAAGUUUAAGAUAAUACCCAGGGUUUUACCCUCACAUAACCUAUCAUAUUUAAGUUCCUGGUUUGAAUUUGACAGUUCUGCACAACAUACAUAUGCUAAGUUUGUCAAGAACCAGGACUGUGUCAUGCAAAAAUGGGUCGAAUGUGGCCAGCGUAGUUCCUGACCAGCCUGCACAGUCCCACAGUAAAGUUUGGAGCAACCAAGCCCGCUAUAAAGUCACUCAAGGUUAAGUGGUCUCAUUAGCGUUCAGGGUAGCUCCCGACAAGACCGCGUACAGGGUAGCUCCGGACAAGACCGCGAGGAUGCACAGGCUGGGCUGGAGCUAUGCUGGCCGCAUAUGGCAAAACAUCCAUUGUGGCAUGACACAGCUUAUUGAAUGAAUGAAAGAGCUUCUGACCUCUACAAUCAGCUUUAAAAGCCUAUUAAUUGGGACAUUUGCUGAGAUAACUUGUCUAAAUGGGAGUAUCUUAUACACAUGUAAGACUGUGUCAAGUGGGGCAAAAACUUAUCGGUCCAAGUCGAACAAAAUAAAUGUGAAUUAUAUUCCAGCAAAUAUUAAACGAAAUCUUAGCUUGAUAAAACUUGCUCAGAUCAUUUCAUAUGUACUGCAUUUGAGUGACCCAGUGUCUCAUGACCCUCUUGAGUUCUCAUAAUUGUUGGAAAUUGUGCUCUGUUCAUUACGCCAAGGUAAUGCAUGCUUUGAGAAGCAGUCAAUGACAUUAUCUCAUAGAACCAGUCAAUGACAUCCUCUCAUUUAAACUAGUCAAUGACAUUAUCUCAAAGAACCAGUAAUGACAUCAUCUCAUAGAGCCAGUCAAUGACAUCAUCUCAUAGAACCAGUCAAUGGCAUCAUCUCAUAGAACCAGUCAAUGACAUAAUUUCAUAGAACCAGUCAAGGACAUCAUCUCAUAGAACCAGUCAAUGACAUAAUUUCAUAGAACCAGUCCAUGACAUCAUCUCAUAGAACUAGUAAUGAAAUCAUCUCAUAGAACCAGUCAAUUACACCAUCACUGGAGGCUGCUACAACAAUCAUUUCAAGGAAAAUUACUUUUACUGAAAGAAAAUUGAGAAAUUGAUGCCUCCAUGAAGAGAUUGUUAAAUAUCACUAUAUAUGUAAGCAAUUGCCUUUGGAUUUGCUCAUUGCUGCUUAUCAUAUCAGUUGUUGUACCACACUAAAUUAGAAAUAUUUUUAUAGACUAAAAGAGAUAUUUUAUGAAAGCAUUAUUUUAGUACAGUUUAUUAUAUAAAUGCUUGCAGUGUAUUUUUGACAUUCUAAAUAUAGUGAAUGAAUAUGGUCAUGUGAUUCUUCAUGCAGAUGAGAGCUGGUUUCAGUUGAUUUUACGAUGUAAUUAUGUGUGUGACUUUUAUGGUGCCAUUCUUUGGAAGAAGCAGUGGUAUACAUGUACAUGUAUUGUUUUGCACAUUGGUCAUGCCUGUCAGCAUUUUGAGAAUGCUGUAACUGUUAACCUAACCAUACAUGGCCAUGGUAAAGAUUAAUUACAAGUGUUAUAUAUCAUGUCUUUAAAAGGCCCUUUCUUUCAUUAUUAUAUUCAGUGUUAUAUAUCAUGUCUUUAAAAGGCCCUUUCUUUCAUUAUUAUAUUCAGACAUUGUAAUAAUAAUUGGAAUAAUAUGUAUACACAUGUAAUAGUAUGCAUGAAUGUGUCGCUUUCUACUUAUGUUUGUUUACUUCAUACUUAUUCAAGCAUAAUUAUGCUGUUUAAUGUCUGUUUAAUAUCUAUGACGCAUUUUUGGUGGCGGUGUUGGCAUUUGAUGCCACAUAGCUGGCUGAAGGUAAAAAUGCUGUAUCUAAUUAAGAGUAAUCAGCUGCAACAUUUCUACACUCAAUGCUCACCAUGUACAUUUUAACGCACCAUCCAUAGGACAGGGUCUAUAAUAAUUCAGCAUCUUAGAUAAAACUUAGGUUAAUUUGAGAAUUUCAUAAAAAGUGUCAAUACUGGUUUUACAUACAGAUGUUUACAACAUUUAAAUUUUGCUUAGAUUAAUUUUAUUUUACCAAUUUGUGACAUACAUCUUAAUUUUAGUUUAGUUUAGUGUUAUUUGCUUUAAUUUAGGAGUUUAUGAAAAUAAGUUAUGGUUAUUUAAUGGUAAAAUACAAAAUACCUGCGCAGUAGUCGAAAGCAUUCCAUGUGAGUUGAGAUUAAAUAAAAUAUAUUGCAAAUUAAAAACAAACUAAUUAAAUAAUGAGUGUUGUAGUGAGGGGCCAUUGUGUAUAUAGUUUCCAGUGGUAAUGCUUAAAGUAAAGUAAAUAUAUGUGUCCAUAUAAAUGGCUUGUUAUAAAAUUAUUCUUUUCUAAAAUGUGACAUGUAAGAUAUUGUAUACCAGGGCCUUUUUCUUGAUUUUGGGAAAGAGCAUGGCCUUCCACUUUGGUGAAAAAAAACCCAGACACAACUGAAAAUGGGUAAGAAAUUUCCCAAACUAAGCUUGACAUUUUGGGAAAAUUGCAUCGUUUUAAAGAAAUUGUCUUAGGGGAAGGGGCCUUUCUCUUUGGGGGCAGGCACCAAUAUAAGGCCCUUGCUAAAGACAGAAAAAGCCCUGUAUACAGUAGUUAAAAAUAAAAUAUAAUCCAGAAAUAAUGUAUGCCAAAUAUUCUUGUGCCAUUUUGUUUGAACAUACAAACCGAAUGAGGGGGAAAAUGCUUAUUACUUCAAAUGCGCCCAGCAUAGCGUCAGAACAGCCAGCAUGGCGUCAGAACAGCCAGCAUAGCGUCAGAACAGCCAGCAUAGCGUCAGAACAGCCAGCAUAGCAUCAGAAAAGCUUGCGCAUCUGGUCAGUUUUGUCAGUAGUCAGUGCUACUGUGUUCCUCAUAAACGUUAACCCUUUCAGCGCUGGAACCGAAUUUUAAAGGCCUUUGCAAACAGUUUGGAUCCAGAUGAGACGCCACAGAACGUGGCGUUUUUCAGGAUCCAAAUUGUUUGCUAUUCUGAUAGUAUUCUUUGAAAAAAAUCAAAGAAAAUGCUAAUUUUAGAUAUUCAGCAGACGACAUUUUAACAGACGACAAAUUUCCCAGCAUGCAAAGGGUUAAACAAACUGUAGUCAGGCUAAGCUGAUUUUUACCAAUGUGUGUACCAGAAUCAAGACUAUGUAAAUGUGUUCAUUAAUUGUGAAUUCGCAUUGAAAAUAGUACAACAAAAAAAUCGUCACUUUCAAUUCUCAUUCCGAUGUGGUUUGCAUUAUUAUACUUCAAAUCGUUAGUUGAUAGAAUUAUGUGUUAGUUAUGAUUAGAUUAAGGGGUAUUUUGGUUUACAGUUCUAGUUUCGUUUCUUGUCAUACAAUGCUUUAAGAUUUUCAUUAUUUUGAUUGUUAUUCUCAAAAUUAUAACCGUGUAUUUUAUUCUUUGUUCUAUGGUUUUGAAAUAAAUAUGUAUACAUCUGUAA